Kluyveromyces lactis is the source of this 1662-nucleotide messenger RNA. RefSeq names its product Pns1p (gene PNS1). Gene Ontology annotation, biological process: transmembrane transport. Gene Ontology annotation, cellular component: plasma membrane. Bases 1 to 1662 code for a protein of 553 amino acids. The transcript has a single exon. The record is from RefSeq and is a predicted model, not a curated record. Lineage: Eukaryota; Fungi; Ascomycota; Saccharomycetes; Saccharomycetales; Saccharomycetaceae. Gene Ontology annotation, molecular function: transmembrane transporter activity.
AUGUUUGGUGAAGGGAACAAACCCACCGAGCCUGUACCCGCAUAUGAUGCUGGGCAGGACCCAUUUCAAGGGCCUAAUGCUUCAAAGAACCAAUAUCAGGGUUCAGCAGCUGAUUAUAACGGUGCACCACCACCACCUGCUUCACAGCCGGGAAAUCAAUACCAGUUUAGACAGGAUCAGUACUACAACUUGAAUGCUGAGGGUGAAGGUGCGCCAAUCGGUAGUUUCGAAGAAAAAUUUCCUGUUGAAGGAGAGGACAGUAAACCAAAAUGGAACGAUUGGCCAUUCACCAUUUUCUUCGCUGGAUGUGUCAUUGCUUUCAUUGUUGUUGCUGCAAUUACGUUAAGAGCAUGGUCCCAAAAUAGUAGCUCGCAAGGGUCUGGUGUAUAUGAUGGUGCUAAUACUGGUACUUUAACUACCAAUUCAGCCAUUAUGUUGGCUAUUUCCUGUAUCAUUGCGUUUGUGUUUUCGAUCAUAGGGAUAGUGUUGGCUAGAAUGUUCCCCAAAUUCUUUAUCAUUGCAGGGAUCCUUUUCAACAUUAUUGCGGGUUUGGCUACUGCCAUUAUGUACCUUUCGUUGAAAUAUUACUCUGCGGGUAUUGUUUUCCUUGUUUUCACCGCUAUUUGUGCUUUAUUCUAUUGGAGAAUGAGACAUAGAAUUCCGUUCACUGUUGCCGUCUUAAAAACUGUUAUGGAUGUGAUGAAAAGCUAUCCACAGACAUGGUUUGUGACUUUGAUUGGAAGUAUUAUAGCAACUGCUUUCUCCAUUCUUUUCUCAGCUGUUAUUGUCGCUACCUAUAUGAAGUAUGAUGAUAAGGCUAACAACCCAGGUUGCUCCACCAACGGCGGGUCUUGUUCCAAUGCAAAGUUGAUUGGGUUGCUUGUCUUGGUGUUUUUCUGUGGUUACUACAUUGCAGAAGUCAUUAGAAAUGUCAUUCAUUGCACUGUCAGUGGUAUAUUCGGUGCUUGGUAUUAUUUUUCGAAAUCAGAUCAAGGUAUGCCAAAAUGGCCUGGAUUUGGUGCUCUAAAAAGAUCUCUAACCUACUCCUUUGGUUCCAUUUGUUUUGGUUCCUUGAUUGUCACUAUCAUCGAGACUUUGAAAGCAGUCCUACGUCUAGCAGUAGAUGGUGUUAUGGGUGGUGGCGGAGCAGAUAACGGAUGGAUGCAAUGUCUUGCACUAAUCGCCAACUGGAUCUUCAGCUUUUUGGAAUGGCUUGCUCGCUACUUCAACCACUAUGCUUACGUGUUCAUUGCUUUGUAUGGUAAGCCAUAUUUACGUGCUGCAAAGGAAACAUGGUAUAUGUUGAGAGAAAAGGGUAUUGAUGCAUUAAUCAAUGACAAUUUAGUCAAUGUCGCAUUGAGCUUCUUCACCUUAUUUACAUGUUACAUCACUACGUUAUUUGCUUACCUCUAUUUGAGAUACACAGAUCCUAAUUACAAUGACAACAACAACUUUACACCAGCCUUGAUGGCAUUCGCCUUCGUCAUUGCUAUGGAAAUUUGCAACGUGAUUACAGAGACCAUCAGAUCCGGAACUGCUACCUUCUUCGUUGCAUUGGGUAAUGAUCCGGAAGUUUUCCACCUAUCUUACCCAGAAAGAUUCGACGAAAUCUUCAGGGCAUAUCCUGAAGUCUUAAAGAAACUUUCUCACCAGAACGUUUAA